UUGGACCACUGCACUGCAGACACCUCCUUUCCAGAAGACCCCACCGAGAGCUCCAGACACCAUGAACCUUCCCUCCACAAAGGUCUCUUGGGCCGCUGUGUCUCUAGUUCUACUGCUGCUGCUGCCACCCGCGCUGCUGUCGCCUGGGGCGGUCGCUCAGCCUCUGCCCGACUGCUGUCGCCAGAAGACUUGCUCCUGCCGUCUCUACGAGCUGCUGCACGGCGCUGGGAAUCACGCAGCCGGCAUCCUCACGCUGGGCAAGCGACGGCCAGGGCCCCCGGGCCUCCAGGGCCGGCUGCAGCGCCUCCUGCAGGCCAGCGGCAACCACGCAGCGGGCAUCUUGACCAUGGGCCGCCGCGCAAGCGCAGAGCCAGCGCUGCCUCCCUGUCCCGAGCGCCGCUGUCCUGCCUCAGUCGCCGCAGCUACCGCUCCCAGGGGACCGUCUGGAGUCUGAGCCCUUCUUCAGUCCCUGUCCUGGUCCCACCCUUUCCCCUCUGUUCUCCAAUGUCAGCCUCUAGAGAAACGGCAAUAAAGACGAGUCUGUUCAUGUGA
This is a messenger RNA of Marmota flaviventris (yellow-bellied marmot), 552 nucleotides long. It is a transcript of the gene Hcrt, whose product is annotated as hypocretin neuropeptide precursor. NCBI's taxonomy places the organism in Eukaryota, Metazoa, Chordata, Mammalia, Rodentia, Sciuridae. The record is from RefSeq and is a predicted model, not a curated record. Gene Ontology annotation, biological process: neuropeptide signaling pathway; regulation of neurotransmitter secretion; sleep. Gene Ontology annotation, molecular function: neuropeptide hormone activity; type 2 orexin receptor binding; type 1 orexin receptor binding. Gene Ontology annotation, cellular component: perinuclear region of cytoplasm.